Lemur catta (Ring-tailed lemur) is the source of this 1836-nucleotide messenger RNA. It is a transcript of the gene PSTPIP1, whose product is annotated as proline-serine-threonine phosphatase interacting protein 1. The transcript has 15 exons. The record is from RefSeq and is a predicted model, not a curated record. Gene Ontology annotation, cellular component: actin filament; cytoplasm; plasma membrane. Gene Ontology annotation, molecular function: actin filament binding. Gene Ontology annotation, biological process: actin filament polymerization. The coding region runs from base 410 to 1657 and encodes 415 amino acids. Lineage: Eukaryota; Metazoa; Chordata; Mammalia; Primates; Lemuridae.
AAACCUUCUGCGCAGGCCUCAGGCUGCCUGCCCGCCCGGCCCAAGCUCCAGCCUGCCUCUGCCCUGGCCACUGCCUGCCGCCCGGGCUGGCAUCCCCGCUGCCUGCCCUGGGUCCCAGCCCGUGUCCUCCAUCGCCACAGGGCUGGUGAGGGGCCGGACACCAGGGCCCGCCCUCCCAUCACUGAGCCCCGCUCCUUCCUCAUUUUGCUGCUGAUCCUCGCCCCAAACAAACAGGUUGAGCCUUUUCCUCCCGUUGGCAGCUGGUCUCAGGCUUGCGGCUGCCUUCUGAGCUCCGAGUGCUGCAGACGCCGCCGGCUGGGAGGGGGACUGGGACGCUGCUCCUGGCGCCUGGCCCUGGGGCAGGCCUGUGGCAGGAGAGUGAGCUGUGUGCGGCGGCAGACGCCUGAGGAUGAUGCCCCAGCUGCUGUUCAGAGAUGCCUUUUGGUGCAGGGACUUCACGGCCCACACGGGCUACGAGGUGCUGGUGCAGCGGCUGCUGGACGGCAGGAAGAUGUGCAAGGACGUGGAGGAGCUGCUGCGGCAGAGGGCCCAGGCGGAGGAGCGGUACGGGAAGGAGCUGGUGCAGAUUGCACGGAAGGCGGGCGGCCACACGGAGAUCAACUCCCUAAGGGCGUCCUUUGACUCCUUGAAGCAACAAAUGGAGAACGUGGGCAGCUCACACAUCCAGCUGGCCCUGACCCUGCGGGAGGAGCUGCGCAGCCUUGAGGAGUUCCGUGAGAGGCAGAAGGAGCAGAGGAAGAAGUACGAGACCGUCAUGGACCGUGUCCACAAGAGCAAGCUGUCACUCUACAAGAAGGCCAUGGAGUCCAAGAAGACUUACGAGCAGAAGUGCCGGGACGCAGACGACGCCGAGCAGGCCUUCGAGCGCGUGAGUGCCGGUGGCAACCAGAAGCAGAUGGAGAAGAGCCAGAACAAAGCCAAGCAGUGCAAGGAUGCGGCCACGGAGGCAGAGCGGGUGUACAGGCAAAACAUCGAGCAGCUGGAGAAGGUGCGGGGCGAGUGGGAGCAGGAGCACAGGACCACCUGUGAGGCCUUCCAGCUGCAGGAGUUUGACCGGCUGACGAUUCUCCGCAACGCCCUGUGGGUGCACUGCAACCAGCUCUCCAUGCAGUGCGUCAAGGAUGACGAGCUCUAUGAGGAAGUGCGGGUGACGCUGGAAGGCUGCCAGGUGGACGCCGACAUCGACAGCUUCAUCCAGGCCAAGAGCACGGGCACCGAGCCCCCGGCUCCAGUGCCCUACCAGAACUACUACGACCGGGAGAUCACCCCGUCAUCCGGCAGCCCUGGCGUGCCAUCGUCCUGCGGCAUGAUGAAGAGGUUCUCCGGGCUGCUGCACGGAAGUCCCAAGACCUCGCUGGCAGCUCCUGCUGCCUCCACAGAGACCCUGGCCCCCAGCCUCGAGCGGAGUGAGGGCGUCUACGCAGCCGUGGCCGUGCGGGAGACCCAGGGAAACGCGGUUGGGCCAGCCCAGGACUACCGCGCGCUCUACGACUACACGGCGCAGAAUCCCGACGAGCUGGACAUCUCUGCCGGGGACGUCCUGCAGGUCAUCCUGGAAGGGGAGGAUGGCUGGUGGACAGUGGAGCGGAAUGGGCAGCGUGGCUUUGUCCCUGGCUCCUACCUGGAGAAGCUCUGAGGAAGGGGCAGCAGCCACCCCCACCUGCCCUGCCCGUGGAGUCGGCAGUGUCCCCACCCACCCUGGUCUUGCCGGGGCCCAGAACCGAGCCUCCCCCACCCCAGGAUGGGACAGGCGCUGGCUGCGCCCCGAGGAGUCGCUCCCAUUAGGAAUAAAGGGUGCGUUCUUUUUCUCCUUGC